Molecule: messenger RNA, 2479 nt
Organism: Coturnix japonica (Japanese quail)
Lineage: Eukaryota; Metazoa; Chordata; Aves; Galliformes; Phasianidae
Gene: STKLD1
Product: serine/threonine kinase like domain containing 1
Biological process (GO): protein phosphorylation
Molecular function (GO): ATP binding; protein serine/threonine kinase activity
Source: RefSeq, a predicted model, not a curated record
GGCGGGGCGGUGCUGCCUCUCCGCCCUUAAAGGGCUCGCUAAAGAGCCGUGCUGCCAUCUGUGACUUUCCUACCCCGCUUUAUUGCCUCUUUUUUGCUUUUAAUUCCUCCCCCCCCCGAAAGGAAAGAGGUUUUUCGCUCUUAAAAAAGCAGGCAAAAAGUGCUGAAGUGCCGCGCCGAGCUCGUGCUCUGAGGGGACCAACCGCCAUCGCCUCAGCUCGGGUGGGAGCAGCCCCACAUCGCAGCCCCACAUCGCAGUCCCAGUCUUCGCCCCGAGCUCCAGGCCGGGCCCAACUCUCCAUGGAGAAAUACGAGGUCCUGCAGCGGCUGCAGCCCGGAGCGUUGGGUACCGUGCUGGUAGUGGGGCUGAAAGCAGAAAGAAACUCGAAGGAUAGAUUUGUAAUAAAGCAGGUUGAAUGCAUUGAUGAAAAGCACGCAAAUGAGGCCUUUAAGGAGGCAAUGGAUUUGCUACAACUGAAUCAUUCACGUAUCUGUGCUUACAAGGAACUGUUUGUGACUUGGGAUAAUGAGAUAUCAGCUGUGUUCCUUUGUCUGGUAAUGCAGCACUCGGACCGAGCAGAUCUUGCAUCUCUGAUCAAGACAAAAAGGGAGAAGCCAGAGAAAAUAGAAAACAUGGUGAUUCUGAGGUUUCUUGGACAGAUCGUGGAUGCUUUGAUUUAUAUACACAAUCAGAAUAUAUUCCAUAGAAAUCUCAAGCCAUCAAACAUACUUAUGGAUGGUGAAGCAUCCUUCAAGCUUUGUGACUUCAGUACAGAAACACUUAUGACCGAUGAAUGGAAAUGGAAAAUAAGAGUGGAAGAAAAUCACAAGUGUUGGAUGGCUCCGGAAGCGAUCAGUUUUUCUUUCAGUGAUAAGUCUGACAUCUGGUCUCUAGGGUGUAUCCUACUCGACAUGGUGACCUGUUCUGUUUUGAAUGCAGAAGAAAUCACUUCGUUACUUCAGGAUAUAAGACAAAAUGCCAGCCAUCUUGAAAGAAUUCCAUCCCUAAUGCAAAAAGCAGAUAACAGUUCUUUGCCUAUAUACCCAAUUUUAUGCAUGAUGCUACAGAUCCAGCCCAACAUGAGACCCAAAGCGAAGGAUCUGAUGGAUGUGCAACUUAUUAGGGAAUGCCUCCAAGUUGUUGGUUCAUCUUUGAUAAAAAAGAAGAAGACUUUGUCUUCCUGUAUAAUAGAUUUGUUCCUUGGGGGUGGAGUUGGAAGCAUUCUAGAUUUCAUGCAGGCUUUCUGGGAUGUAGAAGAAGCACAGGAUAAAGCCAUGCAGCACCUUGCCUGCUUUGUAGGAGAUAAAAGUGCUCUGCCCUAUCUGCUAACACUCACAGAAUUGAUUGCUUUUUCCAUGAAGGUUCAUGCAGAUUCUCUCAAGUUACAUGUAGAUGGUUGCAAUUUAUUGCUUGGAAUUCUUAGUCAAGCUCUAGAAGAGGAUGUGGUGAUGGUUCUGGGUGAGGAUGUGACCAACUCUCUGACAGAGAUACUGAAAAGCCACUCCAAAGAUGAAGAGUUUCUUUCUUUGAUCUGCCCAUUACUGAUGAUGGUUUCAGCUGAUGAAGUUGCUGCGGAAAAUCUAAGGAAGGCUGGAUUAAUUUCAGAACUUCUGUCAAUUUUACCAAACUUUAUUCAUAAUGAGCAGAUCUGCCACUCUUGCUGUGCAGUUCUCUGGAGCUUGGUUGUGAGUGAGAACAAUGUAGACCAGGUAAUGCUGCCACGUGCUGUCCCCAUUAUCACAUCAGUCAUUCAAGAACACCCCCAGAAUGGAGCAGUUCUGCAGUCAGCUUGUUCAGCUUUGUGGGUGCUGUCACUGCAAGGUGUGUUUUCCCAAGGUAUUUUGACUGAAAAUGACUAUGAGCCCACAACAGCCCUUCUGAUGGAUGCACUUAGGAUGAAUCUGGAAAAAUCUUUGCUGGUGAAUAAUACCUGGCUGGCAUUAGCAAGCCUCCUAAGGCUGUCUGAAAUAGCAGCUUUCAGGUUUAUAACGGAUCCAAAAGGCAAUGGAAUAAACCUGAUCAAAGAUGUCUACCAGCUCUACUGCGAUGAUCCAGAAGUGGUGGAAAGUAUCUGCGUGCUGAUUAAUGAGAUGGUUCAGUACGAUGACAUUAUACUAGAAAUGGUGUCACAGCAAAUGGAAGAGCUGCUGGUUGAAAUAAAAAGCCGGUUUCCAUCUAGCAUGGAGAUUAUGGCCCUUGUGGACACAGCACUUUUGAGACUGCAGGAGUAAAAGCUUUCUGUAUAAGAACAAGACCUGCAGACUUCUGGCUCAGAUAUAAAAGCCUGGAUUAUCCUGAAGUAUUUCACAAGAUAUUUCUCACCAGGAAGAUUACUAUUGGGCCAUUAACAAUACUUAAUUCUACGUUGUGUUUAGUUAUCACAACUGUGAGACUAAUAGCAAUAUUUAAGAACUUGCUUUACUUUGUAGACUUCAAAAAUAUCCAAAAUAAAGGUUUUAGUCUUGACAGUUUCAGUAAA